ACCCCAAGAUUAACUAAUAUAGACCUAGGUUUUAGAAUUAAGGGGGUGAAAUUUUGGGGAUAAGGUUUCAAAUUAAAAAUAAAUAUAAAUAUAAAUAUUAAAAUUUUCAAAAUAAAAAUGAACUAUUUUGGUCAUUUUUUUUCUUGAGCGCUAUUUUGUGACAAAAAUUUAAAAAUAGUUAUUUGAUAGAAUUGUCCUUAUUUUAUUCAUUCAUUUUUUUUCUCAAUCAUAAUUGGCAUCAUUUAUUUUCUUCUAGUCAUAUAAUACUGCAAUCAAUAAUUUGGUAACCUUGUGCUAUAUGUUCAACUUUAUAUGUAUGGUAAAAACGUUUAAAACAUUUAUGUAGUCUAAAAGCAUUUAAUGUAGUCUAAAAACAUUUAAAACAUUGACAAAAAGAAGAAGAAGAAAUAUUCAAAAGAAUUGGAACUUUUGGAAAAUGAUUUACAUAUUCAUAAUUUAUCUACCAUUUCUUAAGAGAUGUUAAUUUUUAUGUACCUUCCAAGAGAUGGCUCCUAAUCAAAUGAGACUUUGACCACAUACUCUUAUUAAUACUCGUCUGAACAAUCUCUUGUCACAAAGGACGUAAGAGGACGAGAAAUUUUCAGAAAGCCAAAUACAGAUGAAUUGUAAGUUACUUAGUUUUUCUAAUUCACAUAAAAAUAAAUCGCCAAUGAUUAUUCAUAAUUAGUUUGUUAAUUGACUGUUUGCUACAACUGAUAUCAUGAUACGUUGUCUCUUGUUUGAUCCUUCGUUGAUCGUAGCAAGAGCUCUAAUACGAUCAGCAACGAUCGUUCUUUUUCUAAUCGCGUUUUUGAAAAACGCUGCGGCUCAUAAAAGACAGCAAAGUAUUGUUGCGUAUCAUGGCGCGGUUGCAACGGACGAUGGACGGUGUUCGGAAAUCGGGAUGAAAGUUCUUAAAAAAGGAGGAAACGCCAUUGAUGCGUCGGUCGCUGCUGCUCUAUGUUUGGGCGUUGUGAGUCCAGCAUCUAGCGGUCUAGGCGGUGGAUCGUUUGCAGUGGUUAAGAUAAGUGAAGGGAAGGAAGUUGCUUAUGACUCUAGAGAGGUUGCUCCUCUACGGGCCACUGAGAAUAUGUAUGAUGGUAAUCAAGACCUAAAGAAGAAAGGAGCCUUAUCAGUAGCUGUUCCCGGUGAAGUCGCGGGUCUAUUCACGGCUUGGACACAACACGGGAAACUGCCAUGGAAGAAAUUAGUUAAUCCCGCAAGGAAACUGGCAGCUAAAGGAUUCAAGAUUUCAAAGUAUCUCUACAUGCAGAUGAACGCAACUAGUGAUGAUAUCUUAGCAGACAAAGGUCUGUCUGAGCUAUUUGUUUCUAACGGAAAGCUCAAAAAGCCAGGGACGAUUAUCCGUAACCCAAAAUUGGCUUGUACACUGAAGCAAAUCGGUAAAUAUGGUUCAAAAGCGUUUUACAAUGGUACGGUUGGGGACUAUCUGGUGAGAGAUAUACAAAAGUCUGGAGGGAUAAUAACUUUGAAAGAUUUGCAAAGUUACAAAGUUAAGGUUAAGGAGCCAUUAUCUACUGACAUUCUUGGAUUCCGGUUACUCGGUAUGCCGCCUCCUUCCUCCGGUGGUCCUGCUAUGGUGCUUGUUUUAAAUAUUCUUUCUCAAUAUGGGGUUCCAUCCGGUGUUUCGGGCCCUCUCGGUGUUCAUCGAUUAGUCGAGGCUCUGAAACAUGCAUUUGCAAUUAGAAUGAACCUUGGGGAUCCGGAUUUCGUCGAUGUUACCAAAGUUGUUUCGGAUAUGUUGUCUCCAGAGUUUGCAAAAGACUUAAAGAAAAAGAUUAGCGAUGAGAGAACCUUCAAGCCCAAACAUUAUGGUGCCAAAUGGAAUGAGCUUCAGGAUCACGGGACGAGCCAUUUGUCGAUAAUAGACAAGGAUAGAAAUGCUGUUUCGAUGACUAAUACAGUGAACUAUUUCUUUGGGGCACUAAUGCUGUCUCCGAGCACAGGAAUCGUUCUGAACAACGAAAUGGAUGAUUUCUCAAUCCCCAUGAAAUUCGUUGGCGACCGCAACGUGCCGCUACCAGCACCGGCUAACUUCAUCCGUCCAGGGAAACGACCUUUGUCCUCAAUGGCUCCCACCAUUGUACUUAAGGACGGUAAAGUUAAAGCCUCGGUGGGUGCAAGCGGAGGAAUAUUUAUCAUCGCUGGAACAACGGAAGUUUUCUUGAAUCAUUUCUUCCUCAACAUGGAUCCUCUCUCUUCCGUCUUGGCUCCGAGAAUCUACCACCAGUUGAUACCAAACAGAGUUUUGUAUGAGAACUGGACUACUGUUUACGAUGACCAUUUCGAGAUUCCUAAAGAGACAAGAGAUGUGUUGGAGAAGAAAGGUCACGUCCUAGCGCCGAUUGCUGGUGGAAUGAUUUCUCAGUUCAUAGUUCAAGAAUCCGAUGGGAAGCUUGUGGCUGUGAGUGAUCCAAGAAAAGGAGGGUUCCCUUCAGGAUAUUAAGACUUGAUAAAUUUGGUUCAAAUAAUAUUAUUUCAUCCAACUUGUCAUGGUUACAAACCUUUAAAUCGAUAAAUAAAAAGCGAUAAUAUCGAUCCAGAAUUAAAUUAUCAACUUUUUUUUUUUAUCAAAUUAAAUUAUUAACUUAUGCUCAUGGGGUUAGUGGAAACCGAAUAUAUUUGAUAAAAUAAGAAAAAAAUAGAGAUGAAUCAAUUAAUUUUUUUAAACA
Messenger RNA from Brassica rapa (field mustard), 2693 nucleotides. Its product is annotated as glutathione hydrolase 1. NCBI's taxonomy places the organism in Eukaryota, Viridiplantae, Streptophyta, Magnoliopsida, Brassicales, Brassicaceae. The record is from RefSeq and is a predicted model, not a curated record. Gene Ontology annotation, biological process: glutathione catabolic process. Gene Ontology annotation, molecular function: glutathione gamma-glutamate hydrolase. Gene Ontology annotation, cellular component: plasma membrane.